This is a messenger RNA of Alosa alosa (allis shad), 4896 nucleotides long. It is a transcript of the gene osmr, whose product is annotated as oncostatin M receptor. The record is from RefSeq and is a predicted model, not a curated record. Gene Ontology annotation, molecular function: protein binding. Lineage: Eukaryota; Metazoa; Chordata; Actinopteri; Clupeiformes; Clupeidae. The transcript is spliced from 18 exons. Bases 787 to 3474 code for a protein of 895 amino acids.
AUAAUUGGGUCGCCUUAUUGGAUUAUAAUAUUGGAUGAAGAGAAGCCUAAAAUGUUAUUUCAGAUCUAAAGUCUUUAACAUAGGGUUAUUACUUAGGGUAAUUUUCAUUGAUUUUGUUUUGGUUAGGCCCUGCUGCCAUGGUGUCAGGUGUUAUCCAUCUCAUAAUAAGCCUUUACUAUCGUAGGCCUAUUUUAAUAAAAGCCUAAGCCCUAGCCUGUCGAAAUUAAAACUUAUAAUUAGACUACUUGAGACCUUUUCAUAACCUGAUCAUAAUGUAACAAACCAAAACACUUUAACCACAGGGCCUAGUCAAUAACCAUUUUCAGACAAUUAAAUGCCUAAUAGGCUAGACAGAAAGAAAGAAAAAAAACAAUGCUGAACCUCAUCUCUAGAUGGCACUGCGUAGUGAGAAUUAGUAGCGCGGCUAGAAAUCUGAUAGACAGAUUCUUCACACUUCGCAUAUCUCUAAAAAAGGCGUAGACGAUGAUCUGACAUCAAUAAGUGACCAUGUAGACCUAGGCUACUACAGUAGUCUCAUAGAUAUAGGCCUACGGUAGGCCUAAGAUAGCAUUACUUAUAGGAGUGUGGAUUAAAUAGCCUACAUUAACUGUGAGGGUCACCUGAUGGAUGGACUACCUGAGAAAAUCUCUUGCAACCACGAGAUGCAAGCAAGCCCAUAGAUUUUACCAUAGGCUGAACGACUUGUUUUUCAUAGCCUAGCCUAUAUUUUAGCUAUUCGUCAUAUGUGCUAUUUUGGAGAAACUGAGGAGUGAUUGAUGGAAUCCAAUGGAUCAGGCGUUGUGGUGUACAUGUCUUAUACUUGCGAUGAUUUGUAACGGCUGGUGCAAAGGUUUUGAUUUUAUGGACUUUACACCGAUUAAAUUUAAAUUGUAUCCACAAGAUCAUCAACAUAUUGUGGUAAACUGGACAGUAGACAGCGCACUUGAAAAUGUUACUUAUGAAAUCCAAGUGGCCCGCACAGAGAACUUCAACCUAAUUGAAAGUGUAAACAUAAGCACUAAAUCACAAAACUCUGAAGAACCAUUCCAAACUUGGACAUGGACAUCGAAAUUGCCUUUACAGUGCACUGAUCACUCUGUGAGGAUGAGACUUAUCUACAACUACAACUCUACUUUUGUAGAUUCCUGGAGCCAGUGGAAAACUCAUACAGAUGAAGGUGCUCAUGAUGUCUGGGAUGAGCCGCAGAUAUUUCCAUCUGAAGAGGUUUUCCAGGAGAGAUCUGAAGUAUACUUCUGUUGUGUGGCACCAAGGGAUGCCCAAGUCACCAGCAUAACCUUCAACAGAACACGAUACCCCCUCAUCAGCAUCAGUAGCCAGGUCAAAGCCAUCGCAGUGGACAAUCUUAAUAUCACCUCUGAACUGGGGGUCAGCUUAGUUUGUCUUGACUCCAAAGGCGAUGAGGGCAUCACUUCAAACUUUGUCACUUUCCCUCCACAGAAGCCCAGAAAUGUGAGCUGUGAGACGGAGGAUUUGAAAGUCUGGAGCUGUAGAUGGGAUCCUGGAAGACCGCCUAACUUGCACAAGCGCCACGUGCACCACUAUGCUCUGCUUGUAGAGAACUCAGGCCAUGAUCUCAUCAGGUGUGACAUGUCUUCAUGUAGCUUUCUGGCUGUCUCACACCUGAGUGAGUAUUAUGUCACUGUGGUGGUAACAAGCAGUCUAGGGCAAGAAAUGGAGAGCAUCAAGUUCCAUGCACUGGACAGAGUUUUUCCAGUUGCCAAGAGUUUGUCUGUGAUUCCUGACGUGCAUCAAGCGAAUGUCUCUUGGACUAUAGAAGGGAACUUUACAAAGAUUCCAAUGAUUUGUCAAGUCCAAAUUAUUCCUGAGGGAAAUGUCUUGACCAUUGAACAGACUGGAGGUUUAGCGCUACACUUUUCUUGUCAACUGGAAAACUUAAAACCCAGCACUCAGUACUCUGUGAAGGUACAAUGUGCAGUUUCUGGGAGAAGAUGGAGGAAGUGGGCUGGCCCACUAUUCUUUAACACACAUCCCCUGGUUCUUUUGGACAUCUGGAGGAGUAUACAAGCCCUUCCAAGUGGUCGCCGUGUCAUUUUAACAUGGAGGACAUAUACCAGUGACAUGCAGCUUGAUGUCAAGUCAUAUGAAAUUCGACUGCAGCAGGAGAACAGCCUGGGAACGUUGUGGACUAACACAACGAGUGUUAACCCACAAGUUAAUCAGACUGAGUUCUUCAUCGAUGAGCAAGGGUGUAACAUUUCUGUCUAUGCCAACAUCACAGCUGGAAUCUCUGUUGCAUCUCAUAUUUUCAUCCCUCCUGCAAAACACUCUGAAAAUGCUGUUAUCCCAAAAAGGGUGGUUGGCAGUGUCAGAACUGGGUUUAUGCUGUCAUGGACAGAAGAUCCUAGUGCUGUAUGCGGGUACACAGUAGAGUGGUGUCACAAUGGGAGUGGUGUACUGCCUUGCACCCCUAGCAACCUUCGAUGGCAAACAGUGCGCAGAAGUAACACAUCCUUAUCACUCAAAGCAGGAGCUUUUAUGGGCGGCUGCAGAUAUACAUUCAAUGUGUUAAGGUGCAGAGAGGAUGGACAUCACCUGAUUGAGACACACAUUGGCUACUUACAGGAACAGACACCCACACAGUUCGUACAAAUUCAGAAUUAUCCAGUGGUGACAUCUUCCUCUGCCACAAUUGAAUGGAGUUUUCCGGAAGAUGAUCCCCGGCACCCCGGUUUCAUCUCAGGCUACCUUGUGACUUUUCAGAAUGGCCACUGGAGUGACCAGAAUCAUAAUUCCUACAACCUUUCAAUAGACAACCCACACAGGAAAUCCAUCACAGUCAACAGUCUGUGGGAGAGCAGAGAGUACAGCUUCUGCGUCCAGCCAUGUACGUCAGCAGGCCCUGGCCCCUCUACGUGCCGCACAUUCAGAACCUCCCCUGACUACACUCACUUUUGGGUGAAGAUUUUAAUCCCGGUGAUAUUCCUUUUUGGUUGCUGCAUUCUUCUUUGGCCAUAUUGGAAAAGACUGAGGAGUACAGUUGUGGAGAUUUUCACGCAUCCAACCAAGGUGAACGUGAACGUAUUACAGCUGGACAGCUCUCUUUACGAGACGAGCGAGAGGAUUCGAGCCCUGACUGUGGAAGACUGUUUGUGCUGUGACCUUGAGAUCAUAGAGGUCAAGCCUGGCGUGGCAGAGUGCAAGUGUCUGGUCUAUCCCAACGAGGCCAGUUGUUCUUUCGCCCCGUUGACGGCCUGCUGCUGCACAGAGCUGACCGACGACGUGUGGGGCGAUCCCGUUAGUGAGAGGGGCGUGAGUGUGUGCAAUUUCACAUACUCGCCGACCUUCACAGAGGUGUCGUUUUGUCGGUCAUCGUUCAGCUCAGAUGGUCUCACAGAGGGACAGCCUGUCCAACCACACGACACAUGCACCACAGACUAUGUUGUGUCUGCAGAAGAUCAGGAUGCCACGGGCCCAAUUGUAUUUUCAACGUAAUUAAAACUACUUUUUGUGAAGUAAUACUGAGUGGACAAUGGUGCAAUAUUAUAGUCACUUUUAUCCACUCAUUCAUCACCUCUCGUCUGGACUAUUGCAAUGGUGUCCUGUCUGGUCUGCCCAGCAAGGUCCUUGACAGGCUAUGUCCAGAACUCAGCUGCCAGGGUCUUAACAAGCACAAAAACCCUGGCAGCAUAUCACCCCCCAUCCUCAUACAGCUUCACUGACUAAAAUCCUCCUCACCUAGAAAUCUCUCUACACCAGUAUCUUACGGGUUCCUCACGGUCCCUGUGGUCCUCUGACAAGGAUCAGCAUGCCAUUCCCCGCACCAGACUCCAGACCUUUGGGGACAGAGCCUUCUGUGCUGCUGCCCCCAGUCUAUGGAACAAGCUACCCCGCCAUAUACACACUGCCCCCUCCCUAGGUGUGUUCAAAAAAACACCUGUUCUUUGAGGCCUUUGGCCUCUGACCCCCCCAUUCCCUACCCAUCCCUUUAUUUGUCAAGAGACCUUGGGUAUCCUAAAAGGCGCUAUAUAUUUAAACUAUUAUUAUUACUACUAUUACUACAUAUACUCAAGACCAGUUUUUUUGGAAAUAAUUCAAACCAUUCGCCAUUGUCUUUUUUCCUUUUUUAAUAAUAUAUCCCUUUGAUUGUAUGUUUGUCAAGGUCAACAGCACCUAAAACAUACUGUACACAUUAUACAAGGGAGUCACAAAUUCGGCCAAAAAGGAAAAAUGGGGAAAAACCCAAAACAAGAAAAAAGUAUUUUAAAUUAUACUUGCAAUAUUAUCUUAAGGAAAAAUAUAAAUAUUCUGUCUUUUCUGGUCUCUUUCUCGCUCGCUCUCUCAUUCACUCACCUCUGGUACACAUACACAACAUUGAUCAACUCAGUCAAAAGAUUUAAGUGAUCCGCAAGUAAUCUCUACAAAUCCAGACAAGUAGCAGCAUAUUAAACAAAAACAAUGACAAGAAACAGGGCGGAGGGAGGGAGGGAGGAAGGAAGUUCAAUUGCCCCCCACAAACUCCACCCUAGGCAUCUUACUUGUACUCUUACACAAUUAUUUCCACCUUUCAUGAAAUACGAUACGCUAAUGUUGAAAUCUGGGGAAAAGCGGAUUUAGACGUGUACGGUUGACAUAGAGCAAUGGAUAACAGUGAGUGUAGUUUGUCAUGCAUGUUCCUUGAAAAGCUUAGUAUACAAUGCUGAUAGUAUGCUGUAUGAAAGAUGCUGCAAGGAGAAAUGUAUUGUAUGUCUGUUGUAGUCUGCACAUCUACUAACAUUACAACUCUUUAUGUUACCAGUGCUUUAAAGAUUUACUUAAUCAUAAAUAAAAGAUCUGACAAAUUCUGGAUAUAGAAUGGUUCUUCAGAAAGUACACAACCGACCUUGUUGAUUAAUAAAGUGACCAGGCAUAAAAGGA